Molecule: messenger RNA, 1185 nt
Organism: Trachymyrmex septentrionalis
Lineage: Eukaryota; Metazoa; Arthropoda; Insecta; Hymenoptera; Formicidae
Product: sulfotransferase 4A1-like
Exons: 6
Coding region: 202-1185 (327 amino acids)
Biological process (GO): sulfation
Cellular component (GO): cytoplasm
Molecular function (GO): sulfotransferase activity
Source: RefSeq, a predicted model, not a curated record
AUCUCUCUAGUUCUGAUCGAGUCAGUCUGUUCUCUAAACUGCUAAUAACACAUUUCCGACUUGUCUGUAAAUUUACCCGUAUUAUCAUUGAAUGAAGUUUAGAAAGAAGGUCAGAAGAUAGUUGUCGAACCUUUUUAAUACUUUACAUAUUACGGUGCGUCUCGCUCGUAAGAAAACUCAUAAUUUGCUUCAUAACACAACAUGUCUUUCCAAAAUUUAAAAGUAGAGCGUAUAGAAGACCAAUUGAUGAUUACUUUAUCGAAAUUGUAUCCAAUUCACAAGCCCGAUGCUUUAGUUAAGAUCGGAGAGAAGAAGUGGUCUAUGUCAGAUAACUACAUUGAGAACGGUGACAAAAUUUAUAAUUUUGAAAUUCGUCCGGAUGAUACAUGGGUCGUUACUUAUCCUCGAUCAGGUACAACUUUGAUGCAGGAACUCGUAUGGUUGGUAGCGAACGACAUGAACUUUGACGAAGCGCAACGAAGAACUUUAUCAGACAGAUUUCCCUUUAUAGACAUGGAAAUAUUAUCAGAUAGUCAAGAAAUGUUGACCAUCAUGUCUAAUAAAGAAAAGAAAAAUAUAGAUAAGUAUACUGUCAAAUUCGUGCAAAAUCAAUUGUCGCCACGUUUUAUUAAAAGUCAUUUGCCUCUUGAACUAUUGCCGACAGUCAUAAACAGCGAUUGCAAGAUCAUCUAUGUUGCUCGAAAUCCAAAAGAUGUAGUAGUCUCAUAUUAUAAUUUCCAAAAAGAUUACAAACUUUACCAGUACCAAGGGACUUUUGAACAAUUCUGUAAUAAUUUCAUGGAUAAUCACGUCCACUAUAGUCCAUAUUGGGAACAUAUAAAGGAAGCUUGGGCAAUGAGGCAUAAAGCAAACUUGCUGUUCCUUUUCUACGAAGAUUUGAUAAAAGAUUUACCUGCAAUCAUCAAGACGAUCGCCGUGUUUUUCGAUAAGGCUUAUAGCAAUGAGCAAAUUGUCAAGUUAAUGGAGCAUUUAAAGAUAGAAAACUUCCGGAAAAACCCUAUGGUAAAUCAACCAAGUCCUAGAUCGGUGAUGGAACCCAAACAGUUUGUUCGAAAAGGAAAAGUAAAUGCUUGGAAAGAAACAUUCACACCAGAGAUAGAGGAAAAAUUUAAUAAGUGGAUCGCUGAUAAUUUAAAAGAUACAGAUCUAAGAUUUCCAAACUAA